Symbiodinium sp. CCMP2592 is the source of this 1950-nucleotide messenger RNA. The record is from the annotation of a GenBank genome assembly. NCBI's taxonomy places the organism in Eukaryota, Dinophyceae, Suessiales, Symbiodiniaceae.
AUGGAAACCUCGAGGAAACGGAAGCGAGACGAGCUGCUUUGUCUUCCGAGCAGGUCUGAGUUCAUUGAGCGGCUGCAGAGUAUACGUGGGCUUACCGAUGCCCACAUCGAGAAAAUUACAGCUGGCCUGGGCAUGCCUGCAAUCAAGCACGACACCGGCCUGAAGUAUGAGAGAGAACAAGGAUGCCUUCGGGACCUUCUGCUACCAGCAGCGAAGGGAGACCCGAUAAGGAUCCCUGUCAUGAGCCUAGCUGCGUCAUUGACUGAGAAGUGCCAGGCGAACAAAGCAUUCGCAGACAUUUUGUCUGCGGCUGUAAAAACGGCACCUGACGGCACCCUGGAUGCCCUGGUGUAUGUCGACGAAGCCGUCCCAGGCAACAUUGUCCAACCAGACAACCGCAGAAAAGCGUACCUCAUGUACAUUAGCUUCCUGCAGUUGGCCACGACGUUGCAGGCAGAGUACUCAUGGACGACGGUGGGGUGCGUCAGGCAUUCUCUAGUAAAUGCAGCAGCUGGAGGCUUGGCCGGCGUCAUGUGCGAAUUCGUUGGCCGCCUGCAAGAGGAGCUCCAGGGUUUCGCAAUCCAGGACAGCACGGGCUCGCCCGUUUUGGUGCGAGCCCAGAAGUUUUGGCUGCUCGCAGAUGAAGCUGCUUUGAGAGGGACCAUGGCGGCUAAAGGUUCUUCCGGGGUGCGGCCCUGCAUAAAGUGCAGGAAUGCUUGCAACGUCGGCUACAGCAUCGACUCCUUGCAUCCGAUAACAGAGCCAGAUUUUGGGGUAUUUCGCCGCUUGCAUGUCGAAAAAUUAAAGGAAUACCUGCAACACCUGAGGCAGCUUCCCAACCAAGCCCAGCUGGAGCGAGCCCAAACCCUGCUUGGCUGGCGAUAUGUGCCGCAGAGUCUCCCCUGCCGGCAACCCGACUUGAUCCCUCCGCAGCGGGUUCUCUACGACGGGCAACAUUGCUUCUAUGUGAACGGUAUAGUGAACGUGGAGCUGGGACUCUUCCUGGAUGCAGCGCUAGAAGCGGGUGCUCUUAAGAAAACAGCAGAGCUGGCGGAUGCCUUGGCAAAACAUGCUUGGCAGGGUCAAGGUAUGAGGGUGGCGCGACUGCUCAGUUCCAAACUCUUGCAAUCCGGUGGGGAAUAUCGCGGCAAGGCCUCCGAAACAAUGUCGGUCUUGCCUUUGGUCGUUUUCUUUGCCGAGAGAGUGCUGGCUCCUUGCGAGUUGCUGAGGGACAACGUUCGAUCACUGCAGCUACUCUGCCGAAUUUCUAAUUAUGUGCGUUUCCUGAAGCAGUCCCGGGACAAAGCGGCGGCCCGGGACAUGCUCCAGCUGCAAAAGAAGCACCUUGAACUUUACGAGAAGUGCUACGGGACGGACAAAGUGAAACCGAAGCACCACUAUGCGAUGCACAUACCUUCCCAACUUGAGGAAAGCCAUGUUCUGGCUGAUUGCUUCCCCACUGAGAGGCGAAACAAUCUCUUCAAGCAGGAUGUGGCACCCAGAAUGAAGAAACUAACAGGUUUCGAACAAGCUGCCUUGCUGCGACUUGCAAGGACGGAUGCCCAAAUGCAAACGUCCUUCAGUUUGCAGCCAGCCUUGGAGAACCCAAGACCUGAUGCAGCUCUGGCACUGCAGCUUGGCGUGGCCAAGGCCCUUUGCUCCAGGCGCCUGUUGUGCAGCAGCGGUGCUAUUGAAGCAAAAAAGACCGUGUACAUCUUGGCUCCCACCCUGGCGGUCAAUGUGAGAUGCUGGGUCCAGCUCAACAAUGACUGUUUCGGGCUUUGCCAUAAGAUGCACACGGUAAAUGAUUCCAUUUCGCGGCUUGCUCAAUGCAACAGUGUGUGGACAACGACGGAAGAGAACGUGUUAGUACCCUGCAAGUUCAUCUUGCAUACCUGUCGCGUGUCUUGGUCCCUUCAAGAAGGGGCCAAAGUCACUUUGUUGCAUUAA